UGUAAAUGACUGUACAUGUACAUGUUUUGACAAUGAAACGGGAACUACAGUGUAUGUAAUUGAUGUGGAUGUUAGUUUGGAUCAGGGUCGUAGAGGAAACCACAGACAGCGCUUGGUACGGACUUCCUCUGGAGCCUUGUGCCUCAGAUUGCUUUUUUCGACCUGGAGCUCCUCCAAGCUCCGGCAUUGUCUUUUGGAAUCCAGCCCAGGCAGGAUCGUGUGUGUGUGUGUGUGUGAGUCAUACCGUUAUAGACUACAUGUACGCGUGUAUCUCGGCGUCCACGGCUUGCUGGCCGCAAGGACUUUGGAGCUCUGAUUAUAGGGGUGUCUACUUUUCCCCCACGCGGUACAUGAUACUGUACUCGGCAGACCUGAGUCACCGAAAAUAUCGUCUUUCAAGGAACCUUCAGAGCUGAGGCAAUGUUUUUUCUCCCCUAGCCCUCAAUUUUAUGAAGUCAUCACCUGAAGGACAUACCUACAUGUAUGGGACUGUGUGCCUUCUGUGGCACAAGGAGUGGUCUUUUUUUUUUGAGUGUGUGUGUUGUGAAUUGCUGUUUCUGUAGCCUGGAUCGGCGUGUGCCGGGAAAACUUGCACAGAGGAAACCUGAUCAUGUUGGGAGCGCAAAAGGUUCGAGUUUUAUACGACUUUGAUGGCGAGGUGGAAAACGGCGAGCUCGUCAUCCGGGAGAACCAGAUCCUGACCAUCAUCCGGCAAGAUGUCGGUGACGGCUGGUGGGAGGCAGAGAUGCCGAACAAACAGAGGGGGCUGAUCCCCGAGGCCUACGUUGAGGUAAUGGUGGAUACCUGGAAUGCACCUGAAGAUGCCCCGCCCCCACCUCCACCCCCUCCAGCAGCUAGUUCGAUGAGCCAGCAGGAUGUAAGGGAUCUACCAGCUCCGCCCACUUUUGAGUCGGCGGUCAGCUCUUCGGGCAUUCAGCAUCAGGACUCUGUUGGGAACGAGGAUGAUUGGGACGACGACGAUGACUGGGAUGACAACCAGUCUGCACCUGACUAUACAGAAGGGGACCCCAAUGCCUAUUAUAACGAGCAGGGACUUCCACAGGAUCCGGCCGUCAAUGGCUCAGGCAGUUACGGCCUGUCCCCACCCAACCGACAGUACAAGCAGCGCAACAGCGACAUGUCGGCCAAAACCACGGGCACCGUCAAAAAGAAUUUUGCCAGUCGAUUUUCAAUGUUUGCCAAGUCGGGCGGAGAGGCCUACUUACUCGGGGCCGGAGCCAAGAAAGGCUUCUCACCAAAUGUGGAAAUCAGAAUUGUGGAAACCAAUGAUGGGCCGGUGUGGGAAGAUCCCGGUAGAUUGCCUGCCAUUGAAAUCAAGAACCCAAAGAAGGAGACAAAGAUGAAGGGAAUCAAAAGCUUUAUUGCAUACCAGAUCACCCCCUCGGAUACAGGCAUUCAGGUCAGUAGGAGAUAUAAACAUUUUGACUGGUUAUACGAGAGACUGGUGGAGAAGUUCACAUUUGUAUGCAUACCGCCAUUACCAGACAAGCAAGUGACAGGGCGAUAUGAGGAGGCAUUCAUCGAGAAGCGAAUGGAGCAACUCCAGAGAUGGAUGAAUAGGAUGGGCUCCCAUCCAGUCAUCGGCCAGGCGGACGUCUUCAGGCAUUUCCUUUCCUGCACCGAUGACAAGAAAUGGAAGCAAGGCAAGCGAAAAGCAGAGAAAGACGAGCACGUGGGAGCAGCUUUCCUACAGGUCAUCCAAGCCCCUGAGAAACCUAUAGAAAUAGCUGUUGUUGAGAAGCAGCAUGACAACUUCAGCAGGUUCCAGAAGAGUAUGGACCAGAAUGUAACGAUCGCGGUGCAGACCAGCCACGAGUUCUCCAAGAAACACACUGGUCCCUUCAAGAGGGAGUUCCAAAAGGUUGGGCAGAGUUUCACAUUGCUAGCACAGUCUUUUGAAUUGGAUACCAGACCGCGAAGUGUAGAUGACGAUAGGCCACCGCAAGUCUCGACCAAGUUGACAGAAGCCAUGAAGCACACGGGACAGACGUACGAUGCUAUCGGCCAGCUGUUUUUUGAGCAGCCCAAGUAUGACGGGUAUGUCCUGGAAGACUUCUUGCGGGAGUACUCGGGCCUACUGUCCACCUUCCCCGACAUGAUCAGCUUCCACAAGCACACCAUCUCAACUGUCAAGGAAUGCCAGAAGCAACGGGAGGAGCAGAAGAUCGACUACGAGGAAGCAGAGGCGGUCAAAAAUAGGGCGGACGUGGUGUCCUACGCCAUGAUGUCGGAGAUCAACCACUUUCACUCGGAGCGAGUCCAAGACUUCAAGGAGGUGAUGCAGAAUUACCUCACGGAGCAGAUCAGGUUCUACCAAAACAUCACCUCCAAGCUGCAAGAGACGCUGCAGAAAUAUCAAGAAAUCUGAACCAUGGCAACCGUUUUUUUUUUUUAUUUUGAAUUUUUUUAACUCACAGUUUUUCUGUUGCAUUGAUUGUCAUUUCUAUAAAGUUUCAAAAGAUACAAAUGCUUCCGUCUUGUCAUGGCAUCACCAGCUCAAAAAUCACAAUCUGGCCAAAAUGAAUUUUCCCCCCAAAACAGCUAACAUCCUCAAUGUUUGCUUUCACCGUGACAAAUAUAUACCAUUUGUGAAUUGUGCACUUCCGUAUAUUUUUGCCAAAUGCCUAAAAGCAGCACAUGUUCUUGUUAUUUGUACCAAAGGCAUGGUUUCAUGUUCCUUCAGUUAAAGGAUGAAUUUAUCAUUAAGUAUGGGCCAUGUCUUGUUAAGCACAGCCUCUCUCACAGAUCGGUAAAAUGUGGCCAAAAUUUUAGAGCUUGGGUCAACUUUACAAUUUAUUUACGUUCUUGUGGGAUCGGAUAUGUGCACAUGAAAGCGUAUACUCUCAAACUUCAAAAUGUUGAAUUACUGUCUUUUCUUUUAUAGAACUAUCAAUGCAGUGUUGUCCGUGCGCAACAUUGAUGAUUUGUACAGGACAUUAUAGACGAUAUAGUAUAUUAAUCAUAUAUGUUCGGGUACAGUUUCAUAUUUGUUGAGUAGUGUCAAAUGAUAUUCUUUGAUAACUUCUUAUUCAGGGGGAAUCUUGUGUGUAUUUUUAGCAGUUUUAUCAGCAGAUCUUAUGUAAACGGCCAGUGAGGUACAUGUAUGCAUUAGGACUAGCCUUACUGCCCUGUGACAAAAUAGAUGAAAAAAAAAGCACUUAGAGAAUCAAUCGAAGAUCCCAGCCACUCAGUUUGAAGCAAUUUUCUGCGUUGAUACCUUUGAGGCAAGGUCUUGUUUGAACCUCAAGUAUUCAAUUCUAUGUUUGUGCAUAUUUCUUCCAUCGACAUUGUGUGUCUCUGUUUUCAUUUCUCCUCAUAAGCUUGGUUUAUACUCACAGAGGGGAAAAAAGUCCCAGGAACAUUUCAGGAAAUCGGGGGGGGGUGUUCACACCUUUUGUAGUAUCCCUGUAGCACCCAUGCGAGGAGCUUACAGAUUUGCAAAAGGACCUGAAUGCAUCCCUGCCAGCUCACGUCCCCCUCCCUUCCCCCCGACAUCUUUCCUCGACCUCCCCCCCCCCCGACACUUUUACUUGGUUCUGUUGCAUUCAGUAGGAUUCUUUUCAGCUUUGUUGCCUUGUGUUGCAUUCAGCAUUCAGCAGGGUACCCAGAGAGAAGUUCAUGGGACGGGGGUUAAAAGAAGCAAAUUUUGCUUUGCUGGAUUAGUCUACAAAGGAACGCAGAAUUUACCCCAAUUGUGCUGGUAUUUUGGGAAACAUUGUGUUUUACCUCCACACAUCUAACCCAAGUCGACAGUCAGUGUUUUUUUUAGUUUGCAAUAUGAGGAACUGAGAGGAUCUGCCUUUCUGUGGUGGCAGUAGACCUUCAUCACGAUGCUGCCAUGUUUGUCUUGUUUCCCGUAGCCUAUUUGGCAUUAGUAAUACAAACACCUUAUAGUGGUAAGGGAGCAGACUAUUUUUCCUUCCAGCCUCAGUUUGGUUACAUUGCUUUGAGUGGUAGGAGAGCAAGAUGGCUGCCCUGUGAUGGAGAUCAAUAGCUUUCUGUAUUCCCUCACACGUUUAAUUUCCAUAUUUUGAGGAGUGCUCUAAAUCCCACGGAGCAAUGGGUUUCGUAAAAUUGCACGUCAUCUGAUGAAUUUUUCAAAUUUUACCUUUGAACGUAUUAUGAUAAAUGAAUGAUAUUUUUAAAUCAAGUAAUUUUUUUAUUUAAAAGAAAAAAAAGGUUAAAAAGUAGUGGAUUGUAGCAUUUUGAAGUAUCAAUUCACAUUAAGUGUACAGUGUAAAUAUAAACUCCAAAAAUUCUGCUUAACCUAGAUGGAAGGUUCAAUUGUUGAAUUGUCUUUUUAAUUUCCCCCAAACAAUUUGGUUUUGUGAACUUGAAGGAAUGUACGUGUAAUAUUUUAAUGUUGGGUAUUGUUAAUAAACCAUUUCCACUUUAAUUGUAAUUUUUUUUAGGGGCAGAGCUUGAGCUAUAAGAGGGGUAGAAUAGGGCAUUUUGGGAGCCAAAACUUAGUACACAUGAGACAUUCAGAAAUUUAGAUCAGCUGACUUACCAGGAAUAUUUAUGGUGCAUGGUUAAAUUUUGUCACAAUCCCUGUACUGUAUGUGGGUUGAAGGUACAGUCCAUCGGACGUUUUGCACUGUACAAAGAUUGAUAUAUGAUCUCACUUGCUAGUUUGCGUAGGUUUGUUACAUUUUUAAAACUUACAUUAGAAUCUCAUUGGACUGUAGUCAAGCCAAGCACAAGUCACCCACUAAGUCAUCCACAAGUCGCCCACAAGCCAAGCACCAGUCCCCCACAAGUCAUUCACAAGUCUCCCUCAAGCCAAGCACAAGUCACCCACAGGUCAUUCACAAGUCUUCCACAAGCCAAGCACAAGUCACCCACAAGUCACCCACAAGUCGCCCACAAGCCUCCCACAAGUCAUUCACAAGUCGCCCACAAGUCGCCCACAAGUCAUUCACAAGUCAUCCACAAAUCGCCCACAAGCCAAGCACAAGUCAUUCACAAGUCGCCCACAAGCCAAGCACAAGUCAUUCACAAGUCGCCCACAAGUCACCCACAAGUCGCCCACAAGUCGCCCACAACUCAUCCAGUCUUAUUAAGCCAAGUCGCAAGCCGUUGCAGUGAACCGUGACCAACGUUUUUACCUUGUUUCAAUUCAUCCAUGGAUGGAUUCACAAACAAACUGGGGGGAGGGCAAACUUUCUUUUUUGGGAGCCCAAAAAUUGGAUAUUUCCGUCUCUUGUUGCUCUGAGGGAUACUUGUAGGUCUUUGUGCAUGCUUUUGAAAGGAAGGAAAAUGAUAACAAAAUAGACCAAAGCAAUAUCUCAUUCAGUAUUAUUUAUAAAAUGGGAUUUUGGGGGGAGAUCGCCCCUGUUAUCUCCCCCCCGAUCUGCCCUUGCAUGCACCCAGCUUGUAGCGACUGAACGUGUGACAAUUUGUGAACAGACUUGUGAAUUGGUCUUUGACUAUACAGACCUGGAAUGUAAUCGAAAUGGCUUCCAUCAGGGAGAUGUGUCGUUAGGUUUUAUUGUACCUUUGAGAGCAGUGUCGUGUAAGCAGCCUCAAGUGGUCAAAACAAAUGGUGCACACAGCGAAAACUGCAUGCACCCCGUGAAAUAAAAUUGUGUAGCAUCAUAAAAAAGAUGACGUCAAGGCUCCCCUCCACUUUUCACCAACCAGCCCUGAGUGCCCUUUAACCUUUUUUGUUUUACUUCUGAAUGAAGAUAAUAAUGCAACCUUGUCCCCAUGAUGUUGAGCAGUGCGCCCCCUGGCUACCUGCUCUGCAAGCCAAGCUGGAAAUACGGAUAAAGCGCCUGCCCGGGAAAAGGUUGAUGAUAAUGUGCUGCUUGUGUAGUGCAUACUUCACCGGUAACCAACCACAACCGGUGCACACUUCACAUUUUGGUCAGUAGCUCCUUGUGGCUAAGAGACACUUGCCUCACAUCAAAACAGGAAAAUUUCCCAGUGGUCAAUUUAAGGCAGAGCAAAUAAAACAGGAACUUUGAUGUUGAAUCUAAUAUACCAACUUUGUUAUAAUAUUCUGCAUUGUUGAAUGUUUUUUUCCAUUAAGUAAACAAAUAGGCAUUACCACCCCAUAUAGACAUUGGCUUUGUAGCAUUUGGAUGUAAUUGGUGCUGUAUGUAAAUCAUUUAAAUAAAUUAAUUAUGCGUAAUGAGUUGCAUUUGCAUGUUGCUUCAUUACUCCAGUUAGUACUACCUGUUGGCAAGAAAGGAAAUAAAUCUUGUUUCUUGUGCAUGUAAACAG
This is a messenger RNA of Acanthaster planci (crown-of-thorns starfish), 6249 nucleotides long. Its product is annotated as sorting nexin-33-like. The record is from RefSeq and is a predicted model, not a curated record. Lineage: Eukaryota; Metazoa; Echinodermata; Asteroidea; Valvatida; Acanthasteridae. Gene Ontology annotation, molecular function: protein binding; phosphatidylinositol binding. Gene Ontology annotation, cellular component: cytoplasmic vesicle; plasma membrane. Gene Ontology annotation, biological process: mitotic cell cycle; endocytosis; plasma membrane tubulation.